Molecule: messenger RNA, 2606 nt
Organism: Conger conger (European conger)
Lineage: Eukaryota; Metazoa; Chordata; Actinopteri; Anguilliformes; Congridae
Product: peptidyl-prolyl cis-trans isomerase-like
Exons: 5
Coding region: 938-1252 (104 amino acids)
Biological process (GO): protein peptidyl-prolyl isomerization; protein folding
Cellular component (GO): intracellular membrane-bounded organelle
Molecular function (GO): peptidyl-prolyl cis-trans isomerase activity
Source: RefSeq, a predicted model, not a curated record
UAGCAAGGACUUCGAUAGUUUUCCAACCAACUUGGCUAACUAGUUAGUCACAUUCAUUAGUUUUACUUGCUACCUUUCUGCGCGGGGUAACCGUAUAGAUAAUUAGCCGAGUAGAUUCGUGAAAUUACCGGAACAGCUGGUUAAGCAUUUUGCAAGAUGUGUCUUAUUUAUCAUGCAAGUUGCCUAGAUCAAUACCCUGGCAAAUGUAUUUUUUUUCUACAGCAGGUGUGUAUUCUAACUGGUUCAAUAGCUAACGUAGCUGAGCGUUUAAUUGUUUGUUCAUAAGCACAGUAGUUGGCCAAGUGAUUGUGUUCCAUAUGCACGAAUAACCCUGUUUAGUGGUGAACCCUGAGAUUCCGUAUAUACUUCUGAUCGGCCAGCCUUUCCAUCACAUUUGUUUAACUGUGAACACACUGUUCGAGGCAUGAGGUGGACUGACCAAGUGACGUUGGCUACACAGAUCUUGGAAGAUGGGUCGUAGCAGUGUGUUAAAAGAACUGCCUUCUUUCGGAUUUAGUUUAGUGCUGUCGAUACCUACAGCAGCUAAGUUAGCCACACAGAUCUUGGAAGAUGGGUCGUAGCAGUGUGUUAAAAGAACUGCCUUCUUUCGGAUUUAGUUUAGUGCUGUCGAUACCUACAGCAGCUAAGUUAGCCGUCUAUAUGUUAAGUGUUGUGCAUCCGGUAUUUGGCUACCCACCCCUGUUUGAGCGCGUUUCCUCGGUUUAGUCCUGCAGUUAUUAGACGCCAUUUUCGUUUAUUUUUCAAUGCAAGAUGCCAUUUUAGGGUCUGAGGUCAGAGGCAUCAGCAAGUGCCAAUCGGCAAACUGCUGAGGGCUGAUGUUGUCCCCAGGACCGCAGAGAACUUCCGUGCCCUCUGUACUGGAGAGAAGGGCUUUGGCUACAAGGAGUCCUCCUUCCACCGUGUCAUCCCUGGAUUCAUGUGUCAGGGUGGUGACUUCACAAACCAUAAUGGAACUGGAGGCAAGUCCAUUUAUGGAGAAACGUUUGCAGAUGAGAACUUCACUUUGAAGCAUACAGAGUCUGGCAUCCUGUCCAUGGCCAAUGCUGGAGCCAACACCAACGGCUCCCAGUUCUUCCUCUGCACGGAUAAGACCGCAUGGCUGGACUGCAAGCACGUUGUGUUUGGGAGAGUUGUCGAAGGGAGUGAUGUUGUGAAGAAAAUUGAAGCCUGUGGCAGUAAGUCGGGCAAGACCAGCAAGAAGGUCACCAUCGCAGAUUGUGGGCAGAUCUGAGUCCCAACUGCAUCCUGACACCCUGCCCCGCCGCCACAAAAAAUUAUCAUUCCUAAUUCUUUACAUUUCUUUCCUCAUCUUUUCCUAGUAAGAAUAUACUGCAUUUGGCCUCAGGACUUGUAAACGUAUCAUUGUUCAUUAUGCAUUUUUAUUUUAUUUGAUUGUUGGAUUUCUAGCAGUACCACCAAAGAUUUUGUUCAAUGAAAUUGAGCGAACAAAACUUUCAUAAAGAAUCCACUCCCCUGAAUCUUCCCAAUUAAGUUUCCCCCCUUCAUAAAACAUAAUUAAAAAUUUUAGAUACUUGUGUGGCAGGGCCUGAAUUGAAUUUGCCUGCUCUACUUAAGCAUUGUUUAUUUGAUUCUGAGCUGCAGGAACAUUCACCCUGGUUUGAACUGCUUAAUUAUGCACAUUACAUAAAUUACAUUAAUGUCAUUUGGUAGAUGCUCUUAUCCAGAGUGAAGUAGAGUUGAUUAGACUGAGCAGGAGACAAUGCACCCCUGGAGCAAUGCAGGGUUAAAGACCUUGCUCAAGGGCUGUGUGGAUCUUAUUGUGGCUACACUGGAGAUUGAACCACUGUCCUUGCGGUCCCAGUCAUGUACCUUAACCACUCCUACGCCCCCUCCCCAAAAGUAAAAGCAACAGCCCAGGUCGGCUCAUGUCACCCUGCUUCUCGCUGGCCUCCACUGGCUUCCUAUUGCCGCACGCAUCCGAUUCAAGACCCUAGUGUUGGCAUUUCAGGCUGCUAAGGGGACUGCCCCACCUUACAUACAAUCCUUGAUCACUCCCUACUCCCCAGCUAGACCACUCCGGUCUGCCAGCUCUGGUCGCCUUAUGGUUCCCUCUCUACGUGCACCUGGCGGUCGAGCUGCACGUUCACGCCUGUUUUCCGUUCUGGUUCCUCAGUGGUGGAAUGACUUGCCUCCCACUGUCAGGACAGCAGAAUCCCUCCCCCUAUUUCGACGCAGACUAAAAAUACCUUUUCAAACUCUACCUUAGUCCUCCCUCCUGAUUCCCCCAGCCCCCCCCCCCUUUCUGAUAUCCCUAUCCCCCUUGUCUAACCCCAAAGAUUUUAAAAAAAGAUUUUUUGACUAUAUGUUUAGAACAUAUAAACAUAUAAAGUUUAGAACAGCAUUUCAUGUGUAUUUUCCUAGUUAUGGAUGUGAUGCUUUGACUUGUGGAAGAAACUAUGAAAGUCGCUUUGGAUUAAAAGCGUCUGCCAAAUUACUAAAAUGUAAAAUGUAAUUUUGCUACACUGCUAUAUUCUGCUGUAUGUUCUCUGAUGUAACGAGAAUUUAAGAAGCACCCUGUGCAUUAACUCUGCACCAAUCUUUUGAAUAAACAAAAUGAUUCCAAA